AUUACAGAGACUUUACAGCAUCAAGUCCUAACCCGAUAUCUGUACGAACGCUAAGCGCUUAAGACUUUUUAAUACUUUCAUAGGAUUUUGUGAAAACCUCUGCAGUUUGCGACUGGCAGUGAUUUGUAAGAUAUUAACCGCGUCGCGGACAGACAGAUUUUCAUGACAAGGACUCCGAGUGGAUGAUUCGGGAUUUAUUUGUUUUUUUUUUCAGUGGCUUACUGGAUUUUGUGAAUCGGCCGCUUGUAGUGUAAGGACUGUGAUAGACUUUGUGAUUUAAGGCUGUAUCAUAAGAAACGAUCUCUUUCGAGUUUUCAACAUUCUAACAGGACUGGCAUGACGCUGGCAGUGACCUACAGUCAAUAAAAAAAAGAACUGAACAAGCAUUUCUCCUCCCGACGUUACGUUCAAAUUCUAACAUGGAACGUUUAGAGUCUUCUCUGUCAGAUCCAGCGCUAUGCCUUCAGGAUCUGGUGACGGGCGUCACGACGUCUUCAGCGAACUCAGACAUCCACGGCCAUCACCACCUCCACGAUGCCGCCGUCUCUGUGAGUUCUGCUAUAUCCGGCAUAAUGAGCGGGACAUCAUCAUCAGUAUUGGGCCACCACGUGACGUCACAUGAGCCACCCCACCAUCACGGCGUCGUCCCCCACACCCCCUCGCUGCACCACGAACCCCUGGAGAAACUAAAACGUGUUUGGGCAGAGACCGGAGAUUUCCGGGACGCCCACUCCGGGAUGUCGGGCUCCACCACGAUGGACCACCCCCAGCUGCCUUUCCCUGCUGCCGUUAGAAGUCGAACACGAGAUCGAAAAGCGAGUAGGUCCUUGUCAGAUCCAAUAAAAACCGAAUCUGGCGUGGGCGUAGAAUCAUCCGAAGGAGAUGAUGGAAAAAAUGACAAGAAGAAUAAAAGACAACGGAGGCAACGUACUCACUUUACUAGUCAACAAUUACAAGAACUGGAGGCUACCUUUGCUAGGAAUCGUUACCCUGACAUGAGCACCAGGGAGGAAAUAGCUAUGUGGACGAACCUCACUGAAGCUCGAGUUAGGGUGUGGUUCAAAAACAGAAGAGCAAAAUGGAGAAAACGGGAGCGGAAUGCUAUGAACGCCAUGAACGCAGCUGCUGAAUUCAAAACCGGUUUUGGAACCCAAUUCAAUGGACUGAUGCCCGCUAUCAGCGACGAUGGCUUUUAUUCCUAUUCCACGUACAAUAACUGGGCCACCAAAGUCCCUAGUCCUCUGGGAACGAAACCCUUCUGGCCCGUCGUCCCUUCCAACCACCACCAGAGCCCCGUCAACUGCUUCAACGCCGCUACAUCGGUGGCUGGAGCUUCGAUGACGGGUGCAGUUAGUUCCAUGCUUCCAGGCGCCAUGGGUACCGUGAUGACCAGCACACCCGGCGCCGUUUCGGCCCAACCCUGCCCCUAUACCACCCCGGCUAACCCUUACUCUAUGUAUCACCAUAGAGCGGCUACAGAGCCUUGCACCGCAAUGUCGUCUAGUAUAGCCUCCCUUAGGUUAAAGGCCAAGCAGCAUACUGGAUUCGUGGGCUAUUCGAGCGUUAGCCCAGUCAGAUCCAGCUCAGCGGGCUUGUCCGCUUGCCAGUAUGCAGGCAGUGGCAUAGGGGUCGGCGAGAGGCCCGGCUGAGAACACGAUGAGCCCCUAGGGGCCCAGUUGAAACACGAAGACCAAGACGAUUGAUAAGAUAACGGAAUUUCGCACAAGCAAAUACCCCAAUCUCCAAUCAAAUCAUAGUGAUAAGGUUAUCAAAAUGGCUGCGAGGUUUCUACUAUUUUGAUUGUAAAAAUAUGAUCAACAAGUUUAUCUCGAGUUUUUUAAGUGUUUUUAGCUACAUGGAAUCUGGAUGAUAGAUAGCGAUUAACAAAUUGAGAGUACAAAUUACAUUGUUUGUAAUUAUUUAUUUUAUUGGGUUUUCUGCCACAUUGAGGAAAAGUAUAUAAAUCAAUAAACCUUUCGAAAACGUUAUAAAUAUAGUUUAUCUAUACCAAAAGUACCUAUCUCUUUGGGGAAGGUAAAUAAUUUUUAUUAACCUUAUUAAAAGGACUGAAAAUCAAAUGUGACCUAUUUGUUUUGUUUUUCUACCUUUUAUAGAAAUAUAUGGUGACAAAAUAUUUAUUUCAUUACUUACUUCGUCGUUAAAAAUAUCCCACCCAUAAUUGUUAUAAUUUAAAAAACCAUUUGAAACAAAUUUACUACCAUUUAGGGUUGCUUCCAUAAUAGACUAAAAUGUCUUUUUUUAAUAUAGGAUUAAAGUAUUGUCACAAAAUAUGUUACUAUUGUAAUUAACAAACUUUGUUUUAAAGUCAACUUCAGUGUGAUUAUGAAAUCAACCCAUAAAGGUAAAACGAAAUUUUGGUUUUAUUUCUAUCGAAUUACUUUCUUUUCCAACAUUUUUGUGUUAUUUUAUUGACGAACAUGGGUUUUGCCACGCAUAUAUGCAAAUUUUCAAAUUCUUCCCUUUCUAUUGUAAUAUUUGACCAACACUCUUAAUGAGGCAGUUGUCCGGAACAUAUUACCGGUUAGAAAAACUGUCCUAACAUAAAACCUAUUAUCAAUUGUUUUCAAUAAUUUUUCAAGUAAAUUUUAAAUAUUUUAUAUUUAUUGUAUAAGUAUAUAACAUUUUGUUGCUAUUUUUGAAACUAUUUUUAUUUUCAAUACUUUUCUCAACAAAAUGAUUAACUAAUAAUACAUGUUUAAAGAAUUCCUCUUCAUAUUUGAAAAUUUAAUUUUUUGAAAUAAUUCUGUUCUAUCACAUAAACAGCUGACUCUUAGUAACGUUAACUUGUCUUGUUUUAUAGUGUUUAUAGUAUAAUUAUAAAAAUAAUUUCUACUUCGCGUGAGGUACUAUUGGUUAGGCAAAACUUUGGUUGAUCUUUAUGAUGUAAUCCAUUAUUAAUUUUCAAUGUGGCAAAAAACGAAUAACAUAAAAGUACAGGAUCUUUCUUUUGUUGCAGAACUGCUUAAUGUAUAAAUUAAGUAAUUUUCUUGCUUCUUUCGGUGCAUCAUCUGAAGAAAAACCUUAAAAAGAAUGAAAAUGUGAACAUAUUUUUAUUUAAAAUGAAUAGCAAUAUCUUGGUCUGACUGUAUGUAAAUCAUAAAUGUAAAUAAAUGUAGUUUGAUGUCGACUUGUAUAGUAGAUGAUAAAAUAUGAUGUUACUGGGGUGAAUCUAGGCCAUCAUCAAAAAAAGUAGAAUUAUUAUUUAACUGAAUAAACCCCUUAGUUUUUUAAUUACGGUGAAUUAUUACCCGGUAUAAUGUUCCCGGUUCCAUCGUGCCAUAAUUUUAGUUUAAAUAAAUGAUUUUUUCUUACGUCCAUUUAUUAUAUUUGCUCAAAUUAGUUCUAUAAUUUAAGGUAGUGCAAAAAGUUCUGUUGGGCCUGGUAUUAGUUAUAUUAACUAAUAAUUUUUUUGCAUUACCUUGAUAAAGUACAAAAAAAAAGGAUAACCAUUGUUAUUGUGCCAAAUAUUUUC
Molecule: messenger RNA, 3493 nt
Organism: Anoplophora glabripennis (Asian longhorned beetle)
Lineage: Eukaryota; Metazoa; Arthropoda; Insecta; Coleoptera; Cerambycidae
Gene: Ptx1
Product: pituitary homeobox homolog Ptx1
Exons: 5
Coding region: 420-1649 (409 amino acids)
Biological process (GO): regulation of transcription by RNA polymerase II; anatomical structure morphogenesis
Cellular component (GO): nucleus
Molecular function (GO): DNA-binding transcription factor activity, RNA polymerase II-specific; RNA polymerase II cis-regulatory region sequence-specific DNA binding
Source: RefSeq, a predicted model, not a curated record